Molecule: messenger RNA, 4764 nt
Organism: Pseudomyrmex gracilis
Lineage: Eukaryota; Metazoa; Arthropoda; Insecta; Hymenoptera; Formicidae
Gene: Upf2
Product: regulator of nonsense transcripts 2
Exons: 2
Coding region: 274-3729 (1151 amino acids)
Biological process (GO): nuclear-transcribed mRNA catabolic process, nonsense-mediated decay
Cellular component (GO): exon-exon junction complex; cytoplasm
Molecular function (GO): RNA binding; protein binding
Source: RefSeq, a predicted model, not a curated record
CCGCGUCACUAAACAAGAAUAGAGACACGAGUGAAAGCAUCUAUCCUUGUCUGAGGUUUGACCAUUCCUUCUCUGAGAAAUUAGGGAACGCGCAGUCUACUUCUUAUAUGUCCAUGGAGGCAAGUUGCUAUAGCAGCUAAAGUAGCAAAGAAGAAGAAAUUGUCGUCUGCCGUGAUCAUAACCUUGUUGAAUAUAAUUCGACAAAAUAAUAAAUACACGCAUAAGAGUAAAAGAUAUACACGAGUGCCAAUUAAUCGCUUUGAUUGUUUUACAAUGUCUGAGGUUACAAAUGAAGCUGCGGUAGCUGAGAAAGCGGAGAGUGUUGAAGAUCCAAAUGCCGUUUCAGAAGAAGACAAACAAUAUUUGAUGGAAUAUGUAAGAGAAACGGAACAAAGAAUCAAAACAAAGGAAGACAUUCGUGCAGCUAAUUUAAAUCCUAUAAGACCACCAGAAGCGUCAUUUAGCAAACUUGAUUCAAGUCUCAAAAGAAACACUACUUUUGUUAAAAAGCUAAAGAAUUUCAGCGUAACUCAACUUGACACUGUUCUAAAAGACAUGACAAAUUUAAACUUAACCAAAUACAUAAGUGAAGUUGCUUCUGCUCUGGUAGAUGCCAAAAUAAAAAUGACUGAUGUUGGGCCUGCCAUUCGAAUAUGCAGUUUUCUCCAUCAGACAUAUGCUGAAUUUUCUACUCAUUUCUUUGAAAAUUGGCAGAGAAUAUUGUCUUUUAAGAUUGGUGAUAAAAUCGCAAAUCCCAGUAAAUUGCGAGUUGAUCUUCGAUUUUAUGCAGAAUUGGUGAAUGCAGGGAUAUUUACACACAAGCAAGGUUUGCCACUGCUUGGUUCAAUAUUAACAGUAUUAAUCAAUAUGGACAAAGAGGAGCACAACAAUGCCAGCAUAAUAUUGAGCUUUUGUCGACACUGCGGUGAAGAUUAUGCCGGUCUCGUGCCCAGAAAAGUAAGAGAAUUGUCAGAAAAAUUGAAUGUUUCGAUUCCCAAGAGCAAGCUAUUGUCGCCAGACAAGCAACAAAAUGUCAGACUAUUGCUGAGAGAAUAUUACAACUCUUUAUGCAAGCACAUGCUUAAAGAGCACAAAGAAUUGCAGGCAUUCGAGAAGCAAAAUCGCAAAAUAUUGCAAACUAGAGGUGAAUUGAGUUCGGAGAGGAAGGAAAAACUGGAGGCUCUUCAAGUGUCUUACGAGCGUUUGCUGAGCAGCGUGCAAAGCUUUUCCGACACACUAGAUGAACCAAUGCCCGAGCUUCCAGUAGAUAAUGAGACAAAGGCAGAAGCGGAAGAGUCACUGAAGAUGAUUAAUGAAGGAGAAGAUAACAGUUUAUUGGAGGAUAUGUGGGGUGACGAAGAAACAAGACUCUUCUAUGAAGAUUUUCCAGAUUUAAGGGUUUUUCUACCAGGAUCGUAUUUGAAAGAGACCGCAAAAGACACAUUCAAGGACACUCCCUUAACAGAAGACGCUCUCGACGAAGAAAUUAUUUUGGACGAGCUGGAGGAGACUGAGAAAGUUGAAGAACCAGAACCAGAGGUAGAAGAGCCGCAGGUAACUAACACAAGUAAUAAAAUAAUGCUCGAUGCUUUUCUGACACAAUUGCCGAACUGUGUGAAUCGCGGAAUGAUCGACAACGCCGCGAUCAAUUUCCUGAUGAAUCUCAACACGAAGUACAAUAAGAAGAAACUGGUGAAAGCACUUUUUGGCGUCUCCAGAAUCCGUCAAGAUUUGUUACCUUUCUAUUCUCGUUUAGCGGCUAUCCUUUAUCCGGUGAUGCCCGAGAUCGGUAACGAUCUGUGUCAGAUGCUGAAGCAAGAUUUCAAAUAUCACGUACGCAAGAAAGAUCAAAUCAACAUCGAGUCGAAAAUUAAAGUCGUCCGCUAUAUUGGCGAACUUGUCAAGUUCAAGCUAUAUUCAAAAAUAGAGGCGCUCUAUUGCCUCAAAGUGCUGCUACAAGAUUUUACUCAUCAUCACAUUGAAAUGACCUGCAACUUGCUAGAAAUCUGCGGCCGAUAUCUGUUUUGCUCGCCGGACUCGCAUCAGAGAACCAAAGUCUAUCUAGAGCAAAUGAUGCGCAAAAAAGCGGUCACCGCGCUCGACUCGCGCUACGUUACCAUUAUUGAAAACGCUUAUUACUUCGUGAAUCCACCCGAAUCGACUAUCGGCGUUGCGAAAAAAGAUAGACCGCCGAUGCACGAAUUUAUCAGGAAACUGUUGUAUCAGGACCUUUCUAAGACGAAUACUGACAAAGUGCUCAAGUUGAUGCGCAAACUCGACUGGGAAGAUGAAAGCGUGUCAUCGUAUGCCAUAAAAUGCCUCACUGCUGCCUACAACGUAAAGUAUCCCAAUAUUCGCUGCAUGGGAAGCUUACUAGCUGGCUUAGUGGCCCAUUACGAGACCAUAGGGCCUCAAGUGGUUGAUGGCGUACUCGAAGAUAUUCGACUAUGCAUGGAGAUCAAUUUGCCCAAGUUUAACCAACGACGCAUUGCUAUGGUUAAAUAUUUGGGCGAGCUAUAUAAUUACCGAAUGGUCGAGAGCGGUGACAUAUUCCGAACGUUAUAUCUUUUAAUCACUUUCGGAGUCACCAUGGACCAUUCCAUACCGAGCACGCUCGAUCCAUCUGAUCAUCUAUUUCGUAUACGCUUGGUGUGCACUCUGUUGGAAACAUGUGGUCAAUAUUUCAGUGGUGGUUCCAGUAAAAAGAAGCUCGAUUACUUCUUAGUGUUCUUCCAGAGUUACUUCUGGUUCAAGUACACGGAUUCGUUCUGGACAACUGAGAAUCCAUUUCCUUUCGAUAUAGACUACAUGUACCGCGACACAUUGACAAUGCUGCGUCCUAAGAUGCAACUGUUUCAGAGCUACAAAGAGGCGCAAUGCGCCAUAGAAGAAUUGCGGAAUGUUUUGUAUCCCGGCUUGGGUUAUCCCGUUGACGACACUGAAGGCGAGAACGACAUGAGUGUUAUUAUGGAAGGUGACGAAGAAGCGGCAGUAACUGGAAACGGUAGCGGAGAUGCGAAGGGCAUAGCCGAUCUGCAUUUUGAGGAACCGGAAGAUUGUUCGGAGGCACAGUCGGAGGAAGAAUGGACAGCUGACGCGGAGCGAGAUGAUGCCAUGGGUACUCAAGAAAAUACUCAAGGUGAUCGAUCACAGAGUCUGUCCGCGGAAGGUGGCACUGAAGUAAUCAUUGAUGUAAACGAAGAACUAAACGCAGCCUUACCGUCCAAGCCGCGACGUUUGAGCUGCCCGGAAGACGACGAUUUUCUUUCAGCAUUGGACAAAAUGGUGUCUGAUAAUAUACAGGACCGUAUGCGGGAUUCGGUGAAACCGCAACAGGUCGACAUCUCCGUUCCAUUGCACGUGAAAAGUACAAAGAAGACGUACGAACAGCUGCAAGAGCGACCGAGCGACAACAGCACGGUGGAUUUCGUAUUGAUGCUGAGAAAAGGUAACAAGCAACAAUAUAAGAAUCUGGCAGUACCGGUGUCGUCCGAGCUGGCCAUGAAUCUUAGAAAUCGCGAACAGGAACAGAAAGAAGAAAAGGAACGCGUCAAGAGAUUGACAUUGAAUAUUACCGAGAGACAAGAGGAGGAAGAUUAUCAAGAAACCAUGAACCAAAGUACGCGACCAGUCACUGUAAAUCUGAACAGAGAACGGCGACAAAAAUAUAAUCAUCCUAAAGGCGCGCCAGAUGCUGAUCUCAUCUUCGGUCCGAAGAAAAUUCGAUAAAGUCGAUUAGCAAUCGAAUAUUAUUGUUUAAAAUGAAAAAUACUCUGUUGAGAAAUGAAGUGGGUCUGAAAUGGAGUGAAGUGACAUUUCGGACUUAUUUGCAAAAAGCUCCAUCGCUCUUUUUGUUAUGAUGUAUCGCUAAACUUUUUGGAGAACGUAUAUUGUACGUUGCAUCAGAAUUUUAAUUGUUGUAUUAUAUGUACAGAGGAUAUGCGUGUUUGUAAGUGCAUUUAAACGAAUCAAAGAAUUUGGAUCUUACCAACAUUUAAUUUAACUUGCUAAUUGAUCAACUGUGAUUAAUCGAUUCUUGAAAAACAAUUAAUCAAUUGUCAUUGAUCAAUUCUUGAAAAACAAUUGAUCAAUUGUGAUUGAUCAAUUCUUGAAAAACAAUUAAUCAAUUGAUCAAUUCCAUCGGCUGUUCAAGUUAACCGGAGUUGGUGAGACUGAUUUUUAGUCUCGAGACUGGUAUAUAAUAAGCGCACUUUUCCGAUGUAGACGUAUAAAAUUUAUUUUUUUGGCUAAAACAUUCAUAAACAUGAUUAAAAUCGAUCGAUUUUGACUCAAUACACUGCCGAUACUUUAAUGUGAACAUAUGGUUUACUGACCAUACUAUGAAAAAUACAACCGACAUUGUAUCAUUUAUUAUAGUAGCGAUAAUUUGUGUGUGAAUAUUAUUAGAAUAUCUUACAAAUUUCUAGUUCAUGAUUAUUUUAUAUUUUCAACAAGAUGUGUAUGUUGUGAUAGACUAUAUGAAUUAAUAUUGCUUCAUAUAAAAUUUUUUUUAAAUAUGAUAUAUUGUAUAUUAAUUGCCAAGUAAAGAUUGUUUAGUGCAAUUCAUCAUUUUCAUUAAAAUUACACACAGUGAUACUUCUGGAUAAGACAAAAUCGUCACGUGCAAACAGUUGUCGCACACUAUGUAACCAAAUUAUUGUAUACGUAAAACAUCAUGUCGCCGACUUUAAAAAAUGCGACGUAGCAGUCAUUAUAAAUAGAAAACAAUCUCAAUCUCAUUGAAAAACAAAUUAUAUAUAAAUU